AUGCGUUCACUGACCCUCCUCUGCGUACUUGUGACGGUCUCUGUCACCUGGGCUCGGGCUCCCCUCCCGCUGCUCUCCUUGGAGAUGAUCAACGUGAUCAACAAGGCCAACACCACCUGGAGGGCCGGGCAGAACUUCCAUAAGAUUGAUAUCAGCUAUGUGAAGGGACUGUGUGGGACUUUACUGAAAGGACCCAAGCUGCCAGAGGUGUUUCACAAUAUCGAAGGCAUUGAACUUCCUGACAGCUUCGACCCUCGCCAGCAGUGGCCCAACUGUCCCACAAUCCAACAGAUCAGAGACCAGGGGUCCUGUGGGUCCUGCUGGGCCUUUGGGGCAGCUGAGGCGAUAUCCGACAGGCUGUGUAUCCACAGCGGUGGUAAGAUCUCUGUGGAGAUCUCUGCUGAAGAUCUGCUGUCCUGCUGUGAUGAAUGUGGCAUGGGCUGUUUUGGUGGUUUUCCCUCUGCUGCUUGGGAGUUCUGGGCAAAGAAAGGGCUCGUGACAGGAGGCGCGUAUGACUCCAAAGCAGGCUGCCGGCCCUACAGCAUUGCUCCCUGCGAGCAUCACGUUAAUGGGACUCGUCCUCCCUGUCAGGGUGAGCAGGAGACUCCUAAGUGCGAGGAGCGCUGCGCUGAUGGAUACUUGCCAUCCUAUCAGAAGGACAAACACUAUGGUGAUCACACAUACAGCGUCCCGUCCCAGCAGGAGCAGAUCAUGACCGAGCUGUACAAGAACGGGCCCGUGGAGGCAGCUUUCUCUGUAUAUGCAGAUUUUCUGCUGUACAAGACCGGUGUGUACCAGCAUGUGACAGGGGAAAUGCUGGGCGGUCAUGCCAUCAAGGUCCUCGGCUGGGGGGAGGAGGAUGGGACGCCCUACUGGCUGGCUGCAAACUCCUGGAACAGCGACUGGGGAGAUAAAGGCUUCUUCAAGAUCAAGCGUGGAAACGACGAGUGUGGUAUUGAGUCAGAGGUGGUUGCAGGAAUCCCAUUAAACUAG
Chelmon rostratus (copperband butterflyfish) is the source of this 993-nucleotide messenger RNA. RefSeq names its product cathepsin B-like. Gene Ontology annotation, biological process: regulation of catalytic activity. The transcript has 9 exons. Lineage: Eukaryota; Metazoa; Chordata; Actinopteri; Chaetodontiformes; Chaetodontidae. Gene Ontology annotation, molecular function: cysteine-type endopeptidase activity. Gene Ontology annotation, cellular component: lysosome. The record is from RefSeq and is a predicted model, not a curated record. Bases 1 to 993 code for a protein of 330 amino acids.